CCCCGCCGCUCGACAUCGACGGAGACGAGGACAGAAUCAGCGCGCUCCCCGACGACGUCCUCCUAGCAAUCCUAGAGCGCCUCGACAUGUGCGAGGCGUUCCGCGCCGGCGCAUUCUCCAGGCGGUGGCGGAACCUCCCCCGCCGGCUCUCGCUCCUGCACCUCGACGUCCGCCAGUUCGGCCGAGACACUUCGACGGUCGACCUCGGGGCAAUGUCUCCGGCGGUCGAGACCAUGCUGGCGUUCACGGGACUGAUGUCUUCGGCUGUCGAGGCCAUGCAGGCGUUCACGGGAGCGCUUCUCAGAUCACUGUCUGCGUCUCCUCCUCCGGUGACCCUCAGCCUCUGCUUCUUCCCUGUGACGAACCUGACCUCCAUAGGCCGCGCCGUCGAGGACGUUGUCACCCGCGGCGAGACUAAGUAUCUUGAAUUUCACAUCCGCGCGCCAGACGGUCAUAGUCGGCUGGCGAGGCACGAGUUCAUGUCCUUCUCCCGUGCCUGCCCAGUUGCCUUCCGGUGGCUCACGAUGCUUACAUUCGACAAUAUUGCGUUUGAUGAUUCCGACAUCCCCGACCUCAUUAGCGCUUGCGAUAGGCUCAGACACCUCACUCUGAGCUCCUGCAGUCUGGUUGAAUUUUACUCUCCGCUCGAGAUCCACACGCCAUGCUCCAGACUCCAAAAGCUCUUCUUCAUAGACUUUGAUUGCAGAUGGAUCGCGUUGAUGACUUUACCCAGACUUACAGAACUGCGGUGCCAAUCUUGGCGCUCCGAAAACCCUCGGCCGGUGCGGUUCGGCCAGGUUCCGGAGCUUCGCCGUGUGUCCCUCAUUUCUCGUGCGACGCCCUGUCAUGCGCCACUCGCACUGAGUGAGUGUAUACAAUGGACUCCUGGCAACUUGUCUAAUUUGCAUCUAGAUUUUGUCAGCGGGAUGAUUUGGAUUCAGAUGGAACAUCCGAAGCAGCUCACUGCUAAAUUCAGAAACCUGACCAAUGUGGAGCUUUUUGGUAUCUUUCCUAAGUAUGAUCUGAGCUGGACCAUAUUUUUCCUUGAAGCUGCACCUGCCCUGCAAAAUUUCAGAUUGUCUCGAGAAGGGCAUUUGUGUACCGACUAUGCCAUCAAGACCAAUGUGGUGUGGAAGCCAUCCAAGAACUUUAAGCACCUGAACUUGAAGUUGCUCCGGAUGUCCGGGUUCGAGGACGAAGACAAGGUGGCAAAUUACAUAAGGCUAGUCAUGAAGCGAACUGUGUGGUUGAAGAGAAUCGAGCUGCAUGGUGAAAACCCAUGCAAGAAAUGCGAUGCCAUUGACCCGACGUCGAGGAGACCCCACGUGGAUGAAGCUCGCAGGCGUCGGAUUAAGGAGAAACUCACACAUAAGUCAUCCUCAUCCGUGGAGAUAAUAAUAUGUUGAUGGAUCUGGUCAAGGAAUGUAGCUGCGGGAGUGAAAAACUAAAGAUUGUGUAUGACUACUAGGUACUGAUAACCUGACAAUGCGUGAUUGCUGUGAACCUCAGAGUGUAGCUAAAUUAUGUGUACUGCAGUUUGGAUGCAUGCUUUUCUUUUCACUACUUGCCUAGUGUAUGCUGAUUUGUUCACCUGCUUUGGCAUCACUCAAAUUCUUAACUUCUUAGGAAACCUUGUGCCUUCUGAAUUUGUGUGUUAACGUCAACUCUGACUAAAGAGGUACAGCAAUGUAUCUGAUCCGUGCACCA
Triticum urartu is the source of this 1707-nucleotide messenger RNA. RefSeq lists its product as uncharacterized. Lineage: Eukaryota; Viridiplantae; Streptophyta; Magnoliopsida; Poales; Poaceae. The record is from RefSeq and is a predicted model, not a curated record. Gene Ontology annotation, molecular function: protein binding.